ACAUGGGCCUUGGGGCCAGUAAAAGAAGUAUUGCAAAAGCAUUGUAAUCGUAAAAUUUUAUAACAUUUAUAUACAACUUUUUUUAACACAACCAUGCAAAUACAUUCUAGAGGUGUUAAAGUAUAUGUAUAAAAGUGAGUGAAGAAUUUUUUUUUAUAUUUGUAAAAGAAACAAAACAAAAAUUCCAUUUCAAAAGUGUGAUCCAACAUGAUAUAAUUUAUACAACAUGUAUUUUCAAGGGAUGUCCUAAAAGGGUCCUUUUAAGAAUGUUUCCAGGAUACUACUCAGAUAAAGUGUGUUAUACGGGAACAUUUUAUCUAUGAUCGUGUUUACUCAAUCUUCCCUCUCUUUACAUCCUUUUUUUACUGCUUUCAUUCCUUAUCAGUUUGAUAUUACUUUCAGUUUGGUAGCGAGUCAGGAGAUAAUUGUUAGAAUGGCAGGUGCUAUAUACAUGAUAGGACUUCUGCUGCUGGGAGGAGCAGCAGCUUGGACUGUAGAUAUUGUACAAGAUAUAACGGUACACAUGAAUGAAAUAAUAUUAGUCCCAUUUGUCGUACAUAGGGAUGCCAAUUUGUCCCAUCCACACAUAUGGUUUACAACUGCAGAUCGAAAUAUUGCAUCAUCAAAUUUAAAAAUAACAAUGGCAAAUAAAACUUCUAUCAAUGGUAUUUUAAAUAUCACUGGCAUAUUCCUCGGUAGGACGAAAUUAAUGUUUACUACAACGGAAGUAGGGAUGGAAGACACACAGGAAGUGUCUCUUAUAACCGUAAUACGAGAAGAACGCACGAUAGACACUAUAUUUACUGCCAGUGUAGCAAUACUCGUGUCUAUUUUGUAUAUCAAUUUUGGUUGCGCCAUGGAUUGGAAAGUAUGCCGCGAUACGUUAAAAAAGCCAAUAGGACCAGCCAUAGGUUUCUUCUGUCAGUUUUUGAUUAUGCCAUUGUUAAGUUUUCUCAUUGGAUAUCUUUUAUUUUCUGAUCGUCCUGAACUGCAAAUAGGCAUGUUCUUCACAGGAAUAAGUCCAAGCGGUGGCGCUUCCAAUAUGUGGACAUUACUACUUGAUGGCAAUCUGAAUCUUUCAAUCACAAUGACCACUAUAUGUACCAUUGCUGCAUUUGGAAUGAUGCCAUUUUGGAUUUUUACAUUGGGUAGAUAUAUUUUCGCACAGGGAGAAAUCGUAGUUCCCUACCGCCAUAUCGGCACUUUCGUAGUUGGUCUCAUAAUUCCACUGGCCAUAGGAUUCUUCAUUCAAAGAAAGCUUCCAAGGGUGUCAAGGAUAUUAGUCCGAAUAAUGAAACCAUGCUCUGUGAUCUUAAUUGUAUUCAUCAUUAUAUUUGCUAUCACCACUAAUCUGUAUAUGUUCAAACUAUUUUCGUGGGAGAUCAUAAUCGCAGGAAUGGGCUUACCUUGGUUGGGCUUUACAUUUGGAUUUAUAAUAGCAUAUAUCUGUAAGCAGCCUCAAGCUGACAUACGAGCGAUUGCCAUUGAAACUGGUAUUCAAAAUACAGGCGUGGCUAUCUUUUUAUUACGAUUUACAUUGAAGCCACCUGCUAAUGACUUAACUACUGUGGUUCCUGUAUCCGCCGCUAUGAUGACACCAGUACCAUUAGCAAUUCUAUUUAUAAUAAAAUUGUUUUAUCAAUAUAAAAAGAAAACAAAAGCGGAAAUGACACUAGAUUCUGUUCCAUCAUUAGAAAAGCUCCAACAAACUACUGAUAUUUCUACAAUCACGCAAUUAAAUGAUUCUAGAUUGAUUGCUCAUGCAGAUUAACUACUUAUAUUUGUAUCAAUAAUUUAUAAAGAAAAAGUCUACAUUUUUUAUAUUUUAUAUAUUAAAUGUUAAAAAUGUCCUUUUAAUGAAAGUAGGAUGGAUGUAGAUAUAUUGAUCAUAUGUUUAUAUAUGUUAUAUAGUAACAUGACAUCUAUGUCUACCGAACAAUUGUUUGAGAUAUAUUUUUUACAUCAAUAACACUUAACACAAUUUGAUUUAUUCGAAAAUAUACAUAAAUGUAUAGCAAGAAAUAAUUAUUGCUUAGCAACAAGACAAAAUUUUUUAAAAUAUUUUGUAAAUAUAAAAAUCUCAAUUGCAUUUAUAUAUUUUAUUUUUAAAUAUAAAAAAUUAAAGAAUUGUACUUUUCUAAGUUUGUUUUUUAUUAUUACAUCUCGAAAACUUCAAUUCUUUUUAGUACAUAAGACUUUGUUUUUUAAUUGUAAAUAUUUAAAUAUUCAUUACAUAAAUAUUCAAAUUACAAAGGUAAUUUUUGUUCUUUAUAUAAAUAUUAAAAUAUUUAUAAUUAAAGUAAGAAAAACAAAAUUUUAAUGAAAAUGUUUUAAAUUGUAAUGUCUAAAUAUUCACAUAUUUUAAACAAGUGUUUAAAUAUUCAGAAUUACAAAAUCAUGAAUAACAAAGUUUUGACGGAGGUUUUAUAUUUUAAUUAUAAAUGUUUAAAUACAUAAAAUAACUUAUGUAAAAAGUACCUAAAGCAGUAAAUAUUUAAACAUUUAGAAAUUGAAAAAUAGUUUUAAUCGCUAAUUUCACUAUUCUUUAAUUUUGUUUUAAUUUAUCACCUAAAAUCACUCUUGAAAUUUUCUACAUUGUCUAAUAUAAACAAUGUUGAAAGUUCAAUAUUCAACACGUUAAACAUCACCAAAUAUCAACAGAAAGAGAAAGAAAACUUUAGAAAAUGGUAUUUAUUUUCGUCUACAUCCUUUCAAAAGUUUGCACCCAUUGCUAUUAGCGCCAUCCAACUGUAAAUUGAAUACAGCAACUUUUGUUGGACAACGCACGUGACAAAUUGAAAAUCUCUUGCUAAUAUAACCAAAUCAAUACGCGUAAUUAUUAAUUCAAUGUGUAUUGUAUAAACAAAAUUUUUAUUCUAACGAAAUUAGAACUUUCUCUCUCUAAGAAAUUUUGCCACACAACAUAAUCAUGAUACGUUUAAUCAUUUAAUAACUGCAAAGAAGAUUCCUCUCUGAUAACUACGAGAUGAAAAUAAUGCUCUGCGUCACCACAAUUUUACCAUCAUAUCGAUUAAUUACUUCCAAAGUCCCGAGAAUACGAUAACUUGAUUUCUCUCUCUUUCUUUCUUUCUCAAUUCAUCUUAUUAUUCUCUACAAAUCGAGAAUACAUUGUGGACGGAUUAAUUUCUUGAAUCUGUUAGGAGAAUUACUUUUGUCGAACAAUAUAAACACACUCGUCCUUUCAACUCCGCCAUUAUAUACUAGUGAUGUAGUGAUCGUACUGAACGUCGUGACUGAACGCGUUGAAGUUGGCUACCCUGCACUCGCAUGUCAUUGGCCGUCGCCGCCCGUUCUUGCCGCUAACUUCAGCGUGCGUAAGUUCAGUUUACAGUACUGAAUUGAACUGCUGAGGCUCGAUUGUCGGAGUCCGUGGAGGUGCGGAACGAGUGAGUGAUUAUUUAGACUUUUGCGGUUUCGCAUUGGUCAAGGAUGCGAUUUGGUCGUGUCGACCGACGACACGCAGUUCGGUAAUCGCGAUAGGACAUCUCUCCUCGGUGCACAAUUGUGACACGGGCAUUCUCGCAAACGGGAACGACAGAAAGAGAAAAAAA
This is a messenger RNA of Monomorium pharaonis (pharaoh ant), 3572 nucleotides long. RefSeq names its product ileal sodium/bile acid cotransporter. The coding region runs from base 320 to 1771 and encodes 483 amino acids. The record is from RefSeq and is a predicted model, not a curated record. The transcript has 7 exons. Lineage: Eukaryota; Metazoa; Arthropoda; Insecta; Hymenoptera; Formicidae. Gene Ontology annotation, cellular component: membrane.